CGAAGCCCCCUCCGCCGUCCUCUGCGUCAAAACGUCGAAAAGCUAGCUAGCGCAAUGCCCGCCGCCACCAGCGUCUCCCUCGCCGUCGCCGACGCCGUCUGGGCGGAGAUCAGAUCCGCUGGCCGGGCAUCCGACGAGCACCUAUCCAUCCUCGAGACGCUGUUCGGAAAGAACAUGCUGCGGGCCUGCAAGAUCGUCGACGAGCGCGGCGUCAGGCGCGUCACCGGCGCGCCCAGUGGCCGCUCGGUCUUUCUGGUGAUGGGGGAGUCGAAGAGGAAGGAGGAGUACCUUUGCUUCCCGGAGCACCUCUGCACGUGCUACUCAUUCUUCUACGACGUCGUCGGGCGUGGCGAGCAGCUGAGCUGUAAGCACCAGUUAGCUGCACGGCUUGCAGAGGCUGUGGGAGAGCACCAGGAGGUUGAAGUGAAAGAUGAGGAGCUCGCAAAUAUGCUUGUAAUUCUAUGAAGCUUUGAUUACUUCAGUAAUGCACAUAACAUUUAUGAAUUGUAUCUUCUCCUUACCCGGCCACUCUGAUAGUCUGAUGCACGUGACUGGAGUCACGCACACAGACUACAAUAGGGAAAUGAUGUGCCGGAACCCAUGGUAGAAUCAGCUCAAUAUCAUAAUCCUUUUUGUAUGCAUGGUCCUUAAAACUAUUGAUGAAUUGAGAUGACUGGUUUGUUCAUUCACUAUUGAGACAGUGUCAUAUACUUCUGUGUAUUAUAUCCUCUUCUGAAAGUAUAAUGUUAUUUCUCUA
Messenger RNA from Zea mays, 757 nucleotides. RefSeq lists its product as uncharacterized. Gene Ontology annotation, cellular component: Shu complex. Gene Ontology annotation, molecular function: zinc ion binding. The transcript is spliced from 4 exons. NCBI's taxonomy places the organism in Eukaryota, Viridiplantae, Streptophyta, Magnoliopsida, Poales, Poaceae. Gene Ontology annotation, biological process: double-strand break repair via homologous recombination. The coding region runs from base 55 to 465 and encodes 136 amino acids. The record is from RefSeq and is marked validated.